Molecule: messenger RNA, 2112 nt
Organism: Xylaria bambusicola
Lineage: Eukaryota; Fungi; Ascomycota; Sordariomycetes; Xylariales; Xylariaceae
Exons: 5
Coding region: 308-1597 (429 amino acids)
Source: RefSeq, a predicted model, not a curated record
UCCCUGACAUGCUUACGGCUUGGUCAAGUUGAGGCUGAGAACAUCGCAAGUCGAUUCCUUGUCUGGUGCCAAAAUAGUCUUGAAACGAACUUUUCCAUCUAGACUUCUCCAGUUCAUAUAUCAUCAUCGGACGACGCUUUGGUUUUAGUAACUGCCUGUGCUUGCUUACCUUGCCUUCCUCGCAUACAUAUCACGACUCAUCUAGCUGGUCCAAGUGUAUAAGCACAGAUAUAUCUCCAUCCCAACCCGAAGGAACCGUACGUUAACAUCGAUUUUCCUCUCGAUUUCCCCUCGUCUCUUCUUCAGCAUGGAUGCCUUUCGGUCUACACACGUUGAGCGCUCUAACUCACAACCGCCUAGAUCAGACAUUAGUCGUGCAGACUUGGUGGUAGAGAGGCCACUCAUACGUCCCACCGAUUCACCAAGCCGGUCUCACGUCUAUUACGACCAGCAACUACCACCGUAUAAGAACAGCCUACCAGCUCAGGCUCCUUACUCUCAAGGCGUAACAAGCCACCCCAUCGAGCUUGGCUUGAAUUCAUCUCUCCUGGGAAACAGCCGUGGCGAAUUUGGCAUUGGGUCGAGUGACGACCAAGCACAAUCCCAAGGCAUAGCAUCACUGCGAGAGGAAGAAAAUCGGGAACUCUCUAAAUCUUUUCCAUCUUCUGUAGGAGGAUCGACAAUGAGUGCCGUCGCAGUAUCAUUUGAUCCUAGAAUGGAGAUGGGUGUCCCGCGCUCGACAUACACAUGGCACAGUCUCCCUGGUCUCGAAUCGAGCCCCGAGUUACUGUCUCAUGAUAUAUCCAGUGUUGGACAUGGAUCGGACAUCAGCAGCCUAACACCACCUCCCAGCGGGUCAAGGUCUUUGACUUCAAGCCCCCCGCGACCUAUCAUCUUGACGCCGGAGCAACGCGAACUGAAACGGCAACGUGAUCAAGCAAGACGGGAUUCGAAGACAUCUGUUCGAGUUCGUCGUGGAAUGAGCAACAACUCGUACACCCCGGCAGGACAAUCCCCACCAGUAUCAAUGCACGAAUUCUCCUCAGCGUCACCUGUGCCAAUAUACACAACAGCGCCAACUCAGAUUUCGCUUCUAGCCGAGCCAGUAACAACUGUAGGACCAUCUUACCUGCCAUCGUAUUCGACAUCUCCUUUGCCAGAUCACGGAAACUCUCAAAUGUUUUCUCCUCAUUACUCACCUCUCCCUUCCAACGACUACAUGGGUAUGAACUACCAGGCUGGGUAUCCCCCGCCACCCUCACACCACAGCCUCUCUUCUCAGUACAGUAGCCGAGCUUCCUCGGAGUCUGGGAUGAUGUAUUCUGUCCAACCUGCAGUUCUUCCUCCAGGCAACCCAUCAGGAGCGGACACCGGGCACGUCCGAGUUGUGCAGAGCAGACCUAAGCCGCAAUGUUGGGAACAUGGGUGCAAUGGGAGACAAUUUUCCACAUUCAGCAACCUGCUACGACAUCAGCGAGAAAAGUCUGGGCAAGCAGCCAAGGCCAGCUGUCCUAACUGUGGUGCUGAGUUCACCAGGACUACUGCACGUAACGGACAUUUACUGCACGACAAAUGCAAACAGAGACGCAACUCAUAAAGAUGUAUAACGCAUCAUGUACCACUACCAUCUACACCUUCGAUUCUUGGGAUUCCUCUUUUAUUAUCACGGUUUUACGGGGCAACGCUUUCACACGAUGAAGCUGUACUUUCGGCGUAAUGGAUGAUUUUGACUUGGGACGGUUGUGAUUUGUUAAAACAGCGAUUGGGUUAGGUGAAAGGGAAUACUCACCGAGUCCGAGGCGAAUGGGUUAUACGGAUGACACAUUGAAGAGGGAGUAGAUGUGAUUUGCAGCUGUUGAUGUUUAUAUACCCCACCUUUCGCUUCUCGAGCCACGACGACUCGCCUGUCUAUAGUUGUAUGUACAAAGGGGUUGAAAAUGAAAAAGCCGUUAUCCUCAAUCACUCCAGCUGUUUGUUGAGUUAUCCUCCUGAUGUGCUACGAUGAGCCGGUGAAAUUACACUCUGGCAAGAAGAUAGCGACAUUGUCUGAUAACGGAGAACAAUUGACAUCCAACCUGCCGAAUUGGGAAAUGCUGCCACUGGUCACACUUG